Molecule: messenger RNA, 1695 nt
Organism: Ambispora gerdemannii
Lineage: Eukaryota; Fungi; Glomeromycota; Glomeromycetes; Archaeosporales; Ambisporaceae
Source: the annotation of a GenBank genome assembly
AUGCCAACUUCAUACUCCAUCCAAGAGCGCAUCACACGAGAAAACCAAGCGCGUCAUCCCCGAUUUGUUCUUGGAAUGCCUGUCUAUGCUGCUACGACCACUGCUGCACGAACUACGACAAAGAGUAUCGAGAGUGAAAAACAAAAAGAACCAAAUUACACUAAAGUUACGAAAAAUUCAAAAUCAAGCAGCGCCACCACCAACGGAAGAGGCCUGCAACUCAAAAGUCGACGCACGCACGUUGCAAUUAACUACGAAUUUACUAGCAAGCCGACAACUACUGCUGCCGAAGGCACGUCGAGUAUCGCUGAUCCGACGACGAAAAUACAUGACGAGAACAGCAGUAAUAAUAUGAUCAACAGUUAUUCUAUUUCUGCUGCUGCAUCGCCACAAAAAAAUCUUAUAUUGAAGGAUUUAACGAAUAUUGUUGGAGUGUCAUUACCAGAACAAAAAAAGCAUCUCGAAUCAAAUUCCGAUAAGGUCACACUUUCAAUUCCUAAUGAAAAUCAAAGUGUAAAGCCGAAUACAAUACAUAAUUCAAAAAAUAGUGGGGCUCUUAAUUCUAUCGACGAGAAAAAAGACGAAAGCAAAAAGAAAUCGCCAUUUGAACUCUAUCGUUCGAAAAAAAAUUGUCUUUCAGUCACGGAUUUCGCAGCACUCGCUUGGUGCGAGACUCAAUUUGAGUUUACCUUAGCCGACGGGGGGAGACGACAAACUGAGGUUAUGGCCAAGGGAUCCGAAAUUCACCUGACUUUGGAGUUGGAAAUUCAUGAAAUAGUUGAAAUUGAACUGAAAACGAGAGAAGAUCGUUGGGGGGAUAGACUACUCAGCCUGCUUACCGGCCUUUCCGAAAUUCAAGUACAAGGAAAAACACGUGAACUACCGAUGUUUGGGUUUAUUGAACAAUUUUUAGUUUUUGGGAUUAUUGAUGAAGUUGAGAAACGUCCAGUAUCAAGCGAGGAAUCUGGUCCAGUUCAAGAGCCUCUAGUUAAACGUCAAAAACUUGGGAUAGAAUCAUCGUCAGCACCUUCCAAGACUGCAUUAUUCUUAUCAGAUACAAAAACCCGCAGCAAACCUUACGUUUUUCCAAAUUCUACGCCAGGCAAUAAGUAUCAAUUGAUGCUUUACAAACGAUUGUUUGAUGAAUUUAUGUUAUAUGGCAUCAAUGAAAACCGCUUAUACAAAACGGCUAUAAUUGAUCCAGAUGCACCAUUUUCCAGAGAAUUUGGUAAUCACGUUCAUAAGACCUUGGCUUCUUUAGAUAACCCCGAGAAAAUGGAUAAAGAAGUAAUACAGAAUUUUGACAGUGAUGAUAAAGCAAACAAGAGCAAAAAAGGCACCAAAAAGAUAAUGAUGAACAAAGAGGAUGCAACAGCUGGUGAACAUCCCGAAAAUACAAUCCGAACAUUAAUGCUACGCGUUAAAGAUCAGAUUACCAAAUUCACAAAAUCAAGCAAAGAGUUAGAGUUAAGUUACCGGUAUCAAGAGAAUGGCAAAAUCAUUGGAACUCAUAAAUACACAUAUGACGGUAUUGCACUCCAAAAGUAUUUGAAGCAUUGUGGUGAUUUUUGGAAGGGGUUAAGGGUUGCUACAGGUGUUGAGAUAGAGGAGGCGUGGAAAUGUUGUGUUUGCGAUUAUGUUGACGUGUGUGAAUGGCGAGCGCGUAAGGCUAAAGAACUCGAAGGAAAAAAAUAA